AUGUUUAAAUAAAUAUCUUUAAUUCUAAUUAAACAUGAAAAAAAUUAUCUAAUUAGCUACGAAGAAUUGAUUUCUUUAGUGUUACUUAUACUCUAGCUAUAUCAGAUUGAUUCACAUAUAACCAUUCUAGUAUUUUAGGAUGAAUAAUCUCUUUUAAUUUUUAGCAAAAUUUAUUGUGUUUAGUACAUGUAUAUGUGGUGGCGUUAUUCACUCUUACCAAAAGUAACAGAGAGCGUAAAUAAUUUUAAAGAUAAUUCAAACUUUGGUUUUUUGAAAAAAUCAUAUGCAGUUACUGUCUAUGAUUUCAACGGAUAAUUAGUAAUCAAUCGAUUCAAAAGGGGUGAAAUAAUUGUACUCCCAUUACUCUUAGAUUUUGAUAAUGGCAUCAAUUAACAACCCUGA
Messenger RNA from Paramecium sonneborni, 402 nucleotides. Lineage: Eukaryota; Ciliophora; Oligohymenophorea; Peniculida; Parameciidae. The record is from the annotation of a GenBank genome assembly.